Messenger RNA from Trichophyton benhamiae CBS 112371, 3381 nucleotides. RefSeq names its product histone deacetylase HosB. Bases 1 to 3381 code for a protein of 1126 amino acids. The record is from RefSeq and is a predicted model, not a curated record. Gene Ontology annotation, cellular component: nucleus. The transcript has 3 exons. NCBI's taxonomy places the organism in Eukaryota, Fungi, Ascomycota, Eurotiomycetes, Onygenales, Arthrodermataceae. Gene Ontology annotation, molecular function: histone deacetylase activity.
AUGGGUAAUAAUCAGGGUAAAAAUGUGGAUGUUGUUGCUCUUGACUCCAGCAACAAAGACCACCUUGAGGGACAAGACAGAGAGGUGAAUGAGGCUCUACUCUCCGCCAUUAUGGCCUCGCCGCAGCAGCGUUCGAGCCAGUGCAGUGGCCAGGAGGAGCUACUUAAGAGCUUCAACAAGCUCAACAUCACCACCAUGAAUGAUCACAACAAGAAUAACAACAAGACACGUUCACCCUCUCUCUCACCCUUACAGUCUCCAUAUCACAAGCCGGAGACAACCCAUAACAUAUUGAGAAACGACCCUGGCGCCCGUCCGCCCUCGCGGCAGCAGCAACAGGAGCAACGCGCCCCGCGAAGGACCACCAGCACCACGUCCCUGCGUGACGAGAGACGCAGCUCGACACAGUCAUUGCAGAAGCGAGCAUCGAUCAGCUCCCUUCGAUCAGUACAGAAUCUGACGGCCUCUUCAUCUUCUCCACGUCAGAGUCUCUCGCGGCGUUCGUCGGCGCAACAUCUGGCGUCGUCCCCUGGCGCGUCAGGGCGGCCUAUUUCACCCCUCGCAGAGAUGGCGCCCCCUCCAACCCCGACGGCAUCGGAAAUAGCUGCUCAGUAUUGGGGCCGAGAGCUAGCCCUUCACCAGACUACGGAACUACAGUCCCGCACUAUCGUCAUUAUUCAGGAUGCCUGUUAUGGCCAUCGAUUCUCGCGCCCGCGCACCAGCAAGGACGACCUGAAUCUCAUCGUCGAACGGCCAGAGAGAAUGCAGGCCAGCAUCCUCGGUGUGGCUGCUGCAUUUAUCCGCAUGGGCCUUCGUUAUGGCUCUAACGAGUUUGCGCCCCACCCAAACCUCGACCUACAACGGCUCCCGGCUCCUCCGUUUCAGAUAAGAAAGUCUGUACGGACCAUGUCCCUGGACUCACCAGCGGUAACGCACAUCCAUGGUACCAAAUGGAUGGAGGAUCUUCGGCUGAUGUGUGAUGCUGCCGAGGGAAGACUGGCAACUAACGGCAAGGAGCUCGUUCGUCCUAGCAGCUCUGGUAGGGAGACCGGAGCCAAGGCCGCUCCACAACUGCAUGAAUGGGAUCUAUACCUCUGCCCUGAAUCUUUGAACGCGUUUGAAGGCGCAUUGGGGGGUGUUUGUGACGCUGUUGACUCGGUAUUUACCUCUCCGUCGAUACGUCGCGCGUUUGUCUGCAUUCGACCGCCAGGUCACCAUUGCUCAGGCAGCUACCCGUCCGGCUUCUGUUGGCUCAACAAUGUUCAUGUGGGUAUUUCAUAUGCUGCCAUGGCGCAUGGACUCACUCACGCUGCCAUUAUCGACUUUGACCUUCAUCACGGCGACGGGUCUCAGGCCAUCGCUUGGAAACAGAACGAGCGAGCUACUGCUAAAAAUGCAGCCGGAUGUGAAAAGACUGCAAUCGGAUACUUUAGUUUGCAUGAUAUCAACUCUUACCCAUGUGAAGAAGGAGAUGAGACUAAGAUCCGGAACGCUAGCGUCUGUAUCGAUAAGGCCCAUGGGCAGAGCAUAUGGAACGUCCAUAUGGAAGUAUGGAAGACCUCCCAGGAAUUCUGGAAAAUAUACGAGACAAAAUAUACCAUUCUUCUCGAGAAGGCUCGCGCGUUUCUACGAGCUCAUUCCCUUAAGCUACGUUCUAAUGCUUCACCCAACUCACCUCAGCCCAAGGCUGCUAUCUUUCUCUCUGCUGGCUUCGAUGGAAGUGAGUGGGAGGGAACCAACAUGCAGCGACACAAAGCCAACGUUCCAACGGACUUCUAUGCCAGAUUUACUGCCGAUGUUGUUAGAAUGGCACAAGAAGAAGAUCUCGCUGUCGAUGGAAGAGUCAUCUCAGUUCUGGAAGGUGGAUAUAAGGACAGAGCCUUGACCAGCGGUGUCUUCAGUCAUCUCUCUGGUCUGUCCGACUGCCCCGAAAUCAAGAUCGAAAGAGAUCCCAACAGCAGCCGGCUUGCCGCUGAGAUGUACAGAAGACUGGGCCUGAAUGAAGAAAGCAAGCAUGGAACCCCUGCAGAUGGCGCAUCUACAUCUAAUUAUGACCCUAUCUGGUGGGCGCCAGCCUUACUUGAAGAGUUGGAAGUCCUUGUCAACACUCCACCUACCACACCACGAAAGCCUCGUGGAAAAGGGCCACCGACCUUCUCCGCUCCCACCCAAGCAUCUGCCGCAAAGGUAACCACCCCAACUCGACCACAUAGGUCCCCAUCCUCUAAUCACACUCGGGAGCCUUCCCCUCCGCCACUUCCACGAGUUGAGUGGGCCACGGCGGCUUUUGAGCUCUCCAAGGCUCUCAUUCCCACGGACCGUCAGACUGCCAGUUGCCAGCAUGCAGACCUGAAAGUGGUUCCAAGCCAGUCUCGGCCGGCUAGCCGUCUGGCAUCUGCGGCAAACAGACAACAGCCACGCGCCAGUGAGAGAGGCACGAGCCAUAUGCAACUUAGAGAGAGAAAACAGAAAGCCCCCGCCGCGACUACAGGAAGUCUCGCAAGCUCCCGUUCUUCUACUGUCAGCACCCGUCGGACUACCAUCGCCUCUAGUAAUGAUUUACCAAGCACAAAUAUGACGGGUAGUGGGGAACCUGCAAAUUCGCCUUCUAUUCGCCGUUCUUCACGAAGAAUCAGCAUGACGUCCACUGCAUCUACGUCUCCAGUAUCUUCAGCUGGAAAGAUAAACCAACCUAAAACUCGUGAAACACCCUUGAGACCUUCACCUUCGCGAGCAAGCUCGGGGUCUGAAUCGCAGAAUAGCGCAACUAGAGCUAGAACCGCAGCCACCAGUCUAGCUCCUACACCAGUUAGAAAUAUCCCUAAGAAACCUCAGGGAAAUGGCGGAAAUGUCGAUAAUUUAUCAGCUAGCGUGAAGAAACUGAACAUCAAGCUGAACUUGCCCAGCCCCGAGGAGAACGCAGCUCGAGAAGCCAAGUUGGCCCAGGACCGGAAAAAAGGGAUACAACAGUCAUCCCAACGCAAACCGGCAAGCAGAGCUGCCCCUGGAGCCAAGACUUCCGCAAAGGAGGCUAGUGAAAGACAGUCACGUUCGAAUGCCCGUUCCUCUACUGCGACGAAUGCUAAAAAAGCCAGCCCACCUGGAAGACCAAAUCUAGGCCUAUCCUAUGACGGGGCCUACGACGAAGACCCAAUCACAGGUCAUGAACAGGAGUCGGUUGCGCCGACACCAAAUGAGGCCGCAGGCAAUAACAACACCAUGCCCUCUCCUCCAUUGACACCAGACACGGCCCCUGAGCCCGAGACCCCUACAAUUACAGUCCGCUCACCGCCAGCUUCGGCGCAUCAGCAACUGCCUGUCUUCACAGCAACAUCUAUCAUUCCCUUUGCGCCCUCUCAGAACCCUCCUUCGAACUCUUAG